CAUGAUCUCUGCGAUUUUCUUCAUCAUCCAACUACUUUAUCAAUUCAAAUUCUCUCUUCCUACUUUUCUUGGUUUAUUUCCUUUUAUAAACAUGAAGUGCAACCCUUGCUUCCAACUACUCUAUGUUUUGUGGAUACAAUGUUUCGUAGUUUGUUCAUCAGCUGUAACUGUCAGGAAUCUCAGCACUGAUCAGAAUGCACUUGUCCAGUUUAAAGAUGGAAUUGUGGAUCCUCAUAAUGUAUUGGCCAACAACUGGACGACCUCUACUUCUGUUUGCAAGUGGGUUGGUGUUUCUUGUGGUGUCACCCAUGAAAGAGUUGUAGCUCUGAAUCUUACAUGCAUGAAUCUUACGGGUACGAUUCCUCCACACCUUGGGAAUCUUUCAUUUCUACAUUCUCUUGACUUGGGCAUCAAUAAUUUCCAUGGUCAUCUGCCAAAAGAAUUGGGGCAGCUGAAUCGUUUGCGUCUCCUUCGAUUAAGCUUCAAUGGUCUUAAUGGAGAAAUCCCAUCGUGGAUAGGGAACUUACAUAGAGUUAAAAUCUUGAAAAUGAGAAGUAAUAAGUUCACAGGCACAAUCCCUCAGACACUCGUCAACAUGUUCAAUCUUGAGAUCUUGAACUUGGGAUUCAAUCAACUAUUUGGUCAGAUUCCAUCUUCUAUCUUCAGAAUGACCUCUUUAAAAGAGAUUUGGGUUGAUCAUAAUAGUCUUUCUGGAAGCUUGCCCGAAGAUCUCUGUCACCAUCUUCCCAAGCUUGAAAUUCUUCUACUAAGUGUGAAUAAUUUAUCCGGUUAUAUUCCAUCAAGUGUAGGCAAAUGCAGCAACCUUCAAUGGUUGCAUUUGUCUAUUAAUAAAUUUAAUGGGAUCAUUCCAAAAAGCAUUGGAAAUUUAACACAGCUCAAGCAAUUAUAUUUAGGAGACAAUAAUUUAGAAGGUGAAAUUCCCAAAGAACUUGGUAAUCUUUUUAGUUUGGAGAUAUUGAACAUUCAAAUAAUUAAAGGACUCACUGGUCAAAUUCCACCUUCUAUCUUCAACAUUUCUUCUCUCAUGAUUAUUAAUCUUGCCAAUAAUAGUCUAUCAGGUGGUUUACCCGAUGAUUUGUGUCACCGUCUUCCCGAGCUUGAAGAACUUUACCUGGAUACGAAUCAAUUAUCGGGUAAUAUUCCAACAAGUAUAAAUAAAUGCUCUAAUCUUCAAGUUUUGUCAUUAUAUGAUAAUAAAUUCAGAGGAAGCCUUCCAAGAAAUAUUUGGAACUCAACCAUGCUCGAAGGGAUAUAUCUACAUGACAAUAAUUUAGAAGGAAACUUGCCGCUCAUGACCAACGUUCCAAAGCUUGAGAAGCUUGUUUUGUGGGGAAAUAAACUUAGCGGAAACAUUCCCGCUUCUAUCUCUAAUGCUUCCAUGCUCAAGCGUCUAGAGUUACAGAAGAACUUCUUCUUUGGCCUAAUUCCAAAUACGCUUGGCAACUUAAGGCACCUUGAAUGGUUAAAUAUCGGAUUCAAUAAUUUGACCACAGAAUCUGCAACUCACGAGUGGACCUUUCUUUCUUCUUUGUCGAAUUGCAGGAAUUUGACAAAACUAUUAAUUACGGAAAAUCCAUUGCAUGGUGUACUCCCUGCUUAUAUCGGGAACCUUUCGACAUCCCUUCAAUACUUUUAUGCUUACAAUUGUAAGCUUAAAGGUAAUGUUCCUAUGGAAAUAGGUAACUUAAGCAGCUUGUUGCUUUUACAGCUUGGAAGCAAUCAGUUGAGUGGAUCUAUUCCGACUUCAAUUGGACGACUGAGAAAUCUCCAGUAUUUAGAUUUUUACACUAACAAAUUAGAAGGGUCCAUCUCAGAAAGUAUAUGUGGUUUGGAGAGAUUAUACACCUUGUCUUUAUCGUUGAAUGAUCUGCAUGGACCUGUACACAAGUGUUUGGGUAAUUUGACUUCUUUGAGAUAUCUUGACUUAAGUUCCAACAAAUUGAGUUCUGCAAUACCAUCAACUUUGUGGAAUCUUAAAGAUAUCUUACUAAUAGAUUUGUCAUCAAAUUACCUUAACAACUCACAUGCUCUUGAUGUUGGAGUUUUGAGGAGUCUGGUGCAAUUGAAUUUAUCAAACAAUCUGCUCAUAGGUGAUAUCUCAUCUACAAUUGGAGGUCUUCAAACUUUGGUUUCAUUAGAUUUAUCUAAUAAUAAAUUGCAUGGUCAUAUCCCUGAAUCAUUUGGUGAUUUGAUUAGUUUGGAAUUCUUGGAUUUAAGCAAUAACAAUCUCUCGGGAAUCAUUCCUAAGUCUUUGGAAAAGCUUUCAUACCUGAAAAAAUUUAAUGUUUCUUUCAAUAGUCUUGAAGGAGAAAUUCCAACCCAUGGAUGUUUUCCAAACUUUUCUACCGCAUCAUUCAUGAAUAACCAUGCACUUUGUGGUCCACCGAGAUUGCUCAUCCCACCUUGCAAGAAAAACAUCCACAAAAGUUCCAAGAUGAUGAUAUUGCAUGCUUUAAGGUAUGGCUUACCGACAAUUGGGAUUGUCAUAAUACUAAUAGUCUUAACUAUUAUGUAUAGAAAAUGCCACGGUAGGAGUACAUCCCUACCAAUUCAGGAUGAUUCAUUGUUUUUGAAAACAUGGAGAACAAUUUCACGUGCUGAACUUUCACAAGCAACCAAUGGAUUUGAGGAAAGCAAUUUGCUUGGUUCGGGGAGUUUUGGAUAUGUAUAUAGAGGAAGGCUUUCAGAUGGAAUGGAAGUAGCAAUCAAAGUCUUCAAUUUGCAGAGAGAAGGAGCAUUCAGGAGCUUUGACAUUGAAUGUGAGGCAUUGCGCAAUAUAGUUCAUCGGAAUCUUGUAAAGGUCAUUACUUGCUGCUCUAAUGUUGAGUUUAAAGCUUUGGUGCUUGAUUUCAUGUCUAAUGGAAGCCUUGAGAAGUGGUUACAUUCUGAAGAUUGUUCUCUUGAUAUCUUACAAAGGAUGAACAUAAUGAUAGAUGUUGCAACAGCUCUAGAACAUCUCCAUACUGGACAUCCAACACCUGUAAUUCAUUGCGACCUGAAACCGAGUAAUAUUCUACUUGAUGAUGACAUGGUUGCACAUGUGGGAGAUUUUGGCAUUUCCAAAUUGUUGGGAGAAGGCGAUGUAAUGAAACAAACCAUGACUUUUGCAACUAUCGGAUAUAUGGCACCAGAAUUCGGAUCAACAGGAAUUGUUUCUAUAAAAUGUGACGUCUAUAGCUAUGGGAUUGUCCUAAUAGAAACAUUCACAAAGAAAAAGCCAACUGAUGAAAUUUUUACCGAAGAAAUGACCAUGAGGGAUUGGGUGGAAAGAUCAUUGUCUAAAGGAAUGAUAGAUAUUAGGGAUGCUGAUUUAUUAAGAACAAAGGACGAGCACUUUGUUGUUAAGGCAAAUUGUAUUUCGUCUAUCAUGGAGCUAGCUUUGGGUUGUUCAACUGAAUUACCAGAAGAAAGAAAAGAUAUGAAGGAUGUUGUGGUUGAGCUGAAGAAAAUCAAACAAAAGUUUCUAAAAGCAUUGAACAUGUUUGAUAAAGAUGGAUCACCAUGUGCCCUUUUAUACCUCGAAUUAAACCAUAUUAGUUUUUUCAUAAAGCUUGUAAAUCUUCGUCUCGAUUUGUUUGAUGAGCCUGAUGAGGCCAACUUUAGUGGUGGUACUGAAGAUGAGCCAUUUGUUUUGGAUUGUUGA
Molecule: messenger RNA, 3664 nt
Organism: Hibiscus syriacus
Lineage: Eukaryota; Viridiplantae; Streptophyta; Magnoliopsida; Malvales; Malvaceae
Product: receptor kinase-like protein Xa21
Exons: 6
Coding region: 2-3664 (1220 amino acids)
Biological process (GO): protein phosphorylation
Molecular function (GO): protein binding; protein kinase activity; ATP binding
Source: RefSeq, a predicted model, not a curated record